UCGUCCACGGCUGCGUAGUUAGAUGUAACCGGUAACAGAAGCCUCGAUUUCUGGACGAAACUGCCGGAGGAAGCUGGCGAAUCUCGCCGCUCUUCACUCUUCACUCACUUGCACCGGACUCGAUUUCAUUUGUUAUUUCUCAACAAUACGCAUUGAGUGAAACCCCGGUUUUGCCCGGGUUAACUCUGGCUGGCUGCUUCAACUCGGUUCCACUUUCCCGUGAGUUCGACGAAGAAACGAAAGUGAAAGCGGCGGAAGCCUGAGGACCGAGGACCGAGGACCGAGGACUAGAACGGGCUCUUCGUCUCGGUCUGUGGGUUUUUGUGCGGGACGACGGGAUGGACGAGUGCGAGGGUCCGCCGCCGGUGACCGUGGAGGGCGACUGGAGUUCGGUUCAGACCAGAUACCUGAGGAACAAACUGCAGCUUCACUUCCAGAGCAAGAAGAAGUCCGGCGGGGGAGACUGCCGGGUGGAGGUGGAGGACGGAGCCCCGAGAGCUGCCCUGUACUUCCAGUCGGAGGAGGUGAGAGCGCGAGUCCUCGCCAGGGAAAGCCAUGAAAUCGUCCUGGACAAUCAGACCAUCAAGUUACGGCUGAUUUCUGCCGCGAUCCCAGCGAGCUGCGACGACAUCUCAGAUUCCUCCACAGACGCAAAGACUCGGAGGCCAGAAGUCGAACCUGGAUAUGGAGCCGCUGCAGCGAACAAAGAGGACUCCGAGUCCGCUCAGAGCGACGCAGUGGUGCUGGAGAACGUGUCAGACGACAAGUGCAGGGCUCUGCUGCUGAUGCUGGUGGAGAACAUCUCGGGUUUGGACGAGAGCAGCUUCCGUCUGGAGACCAUCUGGGAAUCCAGCAGAGCCGUGGUCGCCUUCAACAAGCCGGCAGACGCGGAGCGGUUCCUGACUUUGAGUCAGACCAGCGGGAGGCUGCAGAAACAGGGACUGACGGCUCGACCGCUGGAGGCAGCAAGGAGCGUCCGAGUGGAGAGUCUUCCUCCGACUGUGACCGAAGUCAUCUUGGAGCUGUAUUUUGAGAAGAACUGGGCUCUGCCGGACAAUGUCGUCAUAAUCCCGCAUGAACAGGCUGCCAUUGUCACUUUCACUGACCCUACAGUUGUGAAAAGCAUUUGCAUGAAAGAAGACUACAUGAUAUGCUCCAACCCUGUCAAGGUGUAUCCAUACCACGAGUCACUUGGCACCGCCUUGUAUGGUAAAGAACGACCACAAUGGAAGUUGCCCAAGCCCUUCACCGAGAGCGUUAACCACGCUGUCAGGAAAUUCCUCCUGAUGAAGAAACAGUUAAAAGCCAUCAACGAUCAGAUGCGUCCGUACUUCUGCAGCGUGGACUUGUUUAAUCCUGAGGUGAAACUCAGCCCUCUCCCGAGCUUUUUGAGGCAGAAAGGUCUGACCGCCAAACAUGUAGAUAACUGGAAGAAUACCGCCCAAGAGGCCUUCCGUAAGCAAAUGUCUCAGUUCUCAACCUUUGAAUGUCCAGUGAAUGCACCUGCAUGGAAAGCUGCAGAGAAAGAUGUCCGUGCGGUUGUCAGGGAAAACGCUGUCCUGGAGCUUGAUGCAUCUAGGGGGAUUUUGACUGCGGCUGGCCGAGCUGAGGAUCUAAAACAAAUCAGGGCUCCUGUGGAGAACAUUCUCCUUAAAGCCAUGAGUCAGAUCGAACGGCAGAAAAAUGGUGUCUCUGACAUAAUGAUUUUGUCCCCUGCAAUGUUCUACAUCCUGAAGCAGGAUGGGUUACAGAGAGCAACAGUCGACAUUUCCCCUGAGAUGAAGCUCUCCUACAACGAAGGCACCCAGAGGUUAACCGUUUCUGGACUCCCUACAGAGGUUUACAAGACUAAAGCGUGGAUCUUGGAGAAGAAACAGCAUUUGAGUAAAAAACAACUGAAUUUCUCCCCAUGUCUUUUAGACUUUCUUAAGACAAUAGAUCCCAUGGACAUGUCCCGGGACCUGUUCACAUCCCAAGGGAUCAGUGCCAUCUACACUAUUGACAGCAAAGGGGUUUUACUGUUGGGGAGUUCUGACAGCAUCCUCACUGACGCAGAAAGUAAGAUGAAGAUGGUUUUGUCCGUGCACACUCUGGAUGUGGAAGACCAGGAGGUUCUGAAACUUCCCAACUGGGUGCACCUGAACCAACAACUUUUGGACACUUACAACUCCUCAAAGAAGAAAACAGUGGUCGUUCAGAUCCACCCAGAGAAAAGUAAUCAAAUAUCUGUGGCUGGCUUUGUGAAUCCAGUGAGAGAGGUCAGCCGCAGUCUGAAAGAAUUCAUUGUGAACUACUCACAAGUUCAGGAAAUCAUUCGUUGCAAGUCCUGUGCUGUUGUUCAGUUCGUUGACAAGAAAAAAUCACAUAAUUUUUUCCGCAUUGUCAAAGCUAAUAACUUGUCAGUCCAUUUUGAUUCAGAGAGGCGGAGAAUCAUUAUCUCCGGGGCUCGUCUUCACGUUCAGAAGGCCAGAUCCUGCUUUCAGGAACUGACUCGUGCUCUCUUCACUGACAACUUCAUCGUGGACAAGCCUGGAGCUAAGAAGUAUUUCCAGUCUCAGGGAGGCAUGUUCCUGUCUACAAUAAUGACCGAGUUCAGCUGUGUGGUGUUGCUUCGUCCAGAGAAUCAAGAGGAAGAGGAGGAGGAUGAGAACUACAAGGAAGAAGGGGGCCGUUGUUACUGCAAAGUGCAGACCCCCGCUGGAGUUCUGGUUUCAGUUAGCAAGGUGGACAUCUGUAGCCUCAGCGUUGACGCAGUGGUUAAUGCAGCUAACGAGGGAUUACAGCACAUUGGUGGCCUGGCUUUGGCACUGCUCAAGGCCGCAGGACCACAGCUGCAGAAAAUCAGCAACGACUAUAUCUCCAAAAAUGGAAAUCUACGCCCAGGCUAUGCCACCAUAACAGAUGCGUGUAACCUGCCUUGCAAGUAUGUCGUACAUGCAGUUGGUCCGCGGUUCUUUGACUCUGACAAGACGACAUCGGUGUCGCGUCUGAAGCUCGUUGUCAAAGAAAGUCUGAAACAAGCAGAGAUGGUCAACUGUUCCACCGUCGCCAUGCCAGCGAUCAGCUCCGGUGUGUUUGGUUUUCCUGUUGACCUCUGUGCUGAGACCAUAGCUCAGGCAGUGCGGGAGUACUGCGACAGUCCACGAAGUCCGGGAUCGUUGACUGAGAUUCACCUGGUGGAUAACAACGAUAACACUGUCAGAGUCCUGGCCAAAGCUGUCAACCGCGAGUUCGCUCACCUUGGGCCGACUAUGACGGUACCACAGCAGGCAGGCGGAAGAGGCACUGGGGCCUCGGGUGGAUAUCAACGAGGUCGAGGUCGUGGUCGUGAUCGAGGUCAGAGCCCGUCUCCCAGGGGUCAUUGGUGUGGCGAAAGAAGAGGAAGAGGAGGAGGAAGAGGAGCUGGAUUCCGUGGAGGCCUGCAGGGUAACAGGGGAGGUCAGAGCCCCCGGGGACACACCAGGCCUGGAGGGCAUGGAGGGCCGGGGAGGACGGAGCAGACCAAAGCUGAGGGCCUGAAGAUCGUUCUCUGCAAGGGAAACAUUCAGGAUCAGACUACCGACGUCAUCGUCAACACCAUCUCAGAGGAUAUGAAUCUGAAGCAGGGAGCUGUUUCCAAAGCGAUCCUGGAGGCGGCCGGGCCCCAGCUGCAGUCGGCCGUUCGGUCCGAGGCUGGGGUGGCCACGCUGCAGCAGAGCGACGUCGUCAUCACCGACGGCUUCAAACUCUCGUGUCGGAAAGUCUUUCACGCCGUUUGUCCUUUCUGGGACAACGGGGGAGGGCGGGCAGAGGAGGCGUUAACAACCAUCAUCAGAUAUUGUCUGGAGGAGGCCGAGAAGCAGAGGAUGACGUCGCUGUCCGUCCCGGCCAUCGGUACGGGCAACCUGAGCUUCCCCAGAGACGUGGUGUGCAGGGUCCUGCUGGGGGAGAUCCACUCAUACAGUCGCAAGAGACGUCCUCGCCACCUGAGAGAGGUGGCCGUCGUGGUUCACCCCAGUGACAGCCAAACGGUGGACUGUUUCACCAGGGAGUUCAAAGGUCAGACUGGUCCCACAAACGUCCAACAUGAGGCACAGGAAUUGAACGAGUCAGCAGAUCAGAAACCGCUCGGCCAAUCACAACAGUCGUCAGCCUCCUUCGGUCGGGUGUCGUUCCCUUCCCUCGGCGUGUACCGGAUGCAGAUGGGUCAGCUCACCCUCGAGGUGUCGUCAGGAGACAUCACCAAGGAGGCCAGUGAUGUCAUCGUCAACGCCUCCAAUGUGGACUUCACCCUGAAAUCAGGAGUGUCCAAGGCGAUCUUAGACGGCGCUGGACCCACGGUGGAGCAGGAGUGCUCGCGGAUCGUGAACUCUCCGGGUUACCGGGCCUGUCCGAUGAUCCUGACGUCAGCCGGAAACCUGUCCAGCAAAAGCAUCGUCCACGUCGUCGGCCAGAACGAUCCCGCAAAGAUCAAGGACAUGGUUUACUCGGUGCUGAAGCUCUGCGAGGAAAACAAGUUCAGCUCCGUCUCCUUCCCCGCCCUGGGAACAGGUCAGGGAGGGGCCGACCCGUCGGCGGUGGCAGACGCGAUGGUGGAAGCGGUGGUGGAUUUUGUGAGGAAGAAGAACCAGAGGUUGGUCAGCAGCGUGAAGAUCCUGAUCUUCCAGACGGCCAUGAUCACGGAGUUCCACAAGAGCAUGAAGAGGAGAGAGGGAGAGGAGGUGGAGAAGAGCAUGUUCACCAAAAUCAAAGACACCUUCGCUUCGCUUUUAACGGUAUUUGGGGAGGAGCAGACCAGCACCGAGGACCUGGUUCUGGAGGGGGAGGAGUUCGAGCCCAUAGUGUUUGAGCUGUGCUCUGACAACGAAAAGGCUGUGAGUCAGGCUAAGGAAAAGAUAAAGGCGCUGAUUGUGGCCGAGCAGGCUGAGAGAACCAUCACUGACCCGCACAUUAGUCAGCUGUCGCAGGCCGACGUGGAGCAGCUGAAGGCCCUGCAGAGGAAACUGACGGUGAGCAUCCGCCUGAACAAAGGGCUGCAGGACCAGGAGCCCAACAUCCAGCUGGAGGGCCUGACCAGGGACGUCUUCAUCGCCGAGUCUGAAAUCUGGGACCUGAUCCGCAAGGUGGAGAGGACGGAGAACCUGAAGAGCAAGGCCUUGCUGGUGAGUGGACUGGUAGAGUGGCAGUUUCAGCACAGCAAUGGGGUAAUGGUGCCCUUUGACAUGUGCACCAACCUCAACCUCGAGGAGGCUCUGAAGAAAAAACAAAGUGUGAAGAUCAAGAUCAACCAGGAAGCGUACACGGCGGACGUAAUGCUUCAAAAAGCAGUUUCGGCAGACGGGCAAAAAGAGGUGGAGCUAUAUAGAAAGGAGUUGAAAGCCGAUGACGCUGCCCUGCCUGCGCACUGGGACGACAUGAAGGGCGACCUGGUGAAGCGGGUUCCCGUGGCUCCGGGGUCCAAGGAAUACAACGAGGUGGAGAAGGAAUUUAAAAGGACCGGUCUGACUAAUAACGUUAUCAGUAUCGAACGGAUCCAGAAUGCGACACUGUGGCAGAGCUACCAGCUCCUGAAGAAACAGCUGGAGGUGAAGAACAAACGCACGGACAACGAAAAGCUGCUGUUUCACGGCACCAGUGCCACCUCCAUUGACCUCAUCAACAACCAGGGCUUCAACCGCAGCUACGCGGGAGCACACGGUGCGAUGAUUGGUCAUGGCUCUUACUUUGCUGUGGACCCUGCCUACUCGGCGCAGGGCUAUGCCAAGCCUGACGGCAGCGGGCACAAGCGCAUGUACCUGGCCAGGGUCCUGGUUGGAGACUGCGCCCAGGGAAAAAGUGGCUUGAUCACCCCGCCCUCCAAAAACUCUGGAAAUGCUGCAGAUCUCUACGACAGUGUCACUGAUAACCCCGGCAAACCCACCAUGUUUGUCGUCUUCAAUGACAUACAGGCAUAUCCAGAAUACCUUAUCACAUUUACAUGAACUACCACGAUCAAGCCGUGGAAAAGAUAAAACAUGACCUCUGUCAUAUGUGUUUAAGUUUAAAUUCAGUCUGCAAAAUUAUUUUAAAAGAAUGAAUAUAAUACCGUGUAACAUUUUUAAAAGGGCAGUUGUAAUUUUCUUUAAUUAAGUUCCCAGACAACCACAAACCAUCCCAGUGUGUCUGAGUUUCAGACUAAAUUCAUCUAGAAAAUACUAAAAAAAAACAAAAGCAUGUAUUUUGUCUUUGGCAUGAAUAUAUUAAAACUGCCAUCGUCUUCCUUCGUACGGGUGUUCCACAUUGUAUUUCCUGAAAACAUCUAGAGUCAGACUAGAUCUCCAGUUCGGGACCAGUUCCAUCUCUGUGUGAUGUCCAUCGAUACGUCGAAUGUUAUGUUACAUUUCUUUGGAAAUGUAGAAAACACUAAAAAAAACAAAAACAAAAAAACACCAUCUAACAUCUGUUGUCUGGCAACAGAUGUUAGAUGGUGUUUUCAUUCUGAAACAGCACAUCUGGGCUACAGCAUUAGCUUUCUGGUUUUUUUAGCCAUGCUAGCGCCACGGCCCUGUGGAUGGCAGUGUUGUUCUGGUGGCCUUCCACUUUUUUCCAGACCAAACCAUCUCAACAAAUAGUGGGUUGGAUUAUCACGAAAUUGUGUUCAGACAUUCCCGGUCUCUUUUUCCAACACUUUUUGCUUUUAUGACCAAAUGACCGAGUACUAACAAAAAUAACGACAGUGCCUCCAGCCGAUUUUGCUAAUUGGCAAAUGUUGGCGUGCUAACGAGCUAAACUAAGAUGGAUAACAUGGUAAAUAUACCUGCUAAACAUCAGCCUGAUGUCUACAGAUUCCUAGUCCUGUUUUUAAAAUGAUUUCCUACGAUACCUGUAGACGCACAAACCGCUUGGGUUGAUCGAGGUCAGACGUCUGUACGUUGUAACGUCGACGGAGCCGGCGGAGACCAUCUGACUGUACUGAAUUGCUUGUGAGGCCAUUGUGUGACCAUAUUCCUGUAAACUUAACCUGCCUUCAGUAAAGUUUGAGCUCUGAAUUCUGCCCAGUGUCUUUCUACUCACGUGCCAGAGCCUUUCACUGCCACUUACCCAACUCAGGAUGCCAGGGCCGAAUAAUGAAUCACUCAACAUGACUUUUACAAACACAUGCGAACCCUUGGGAACCCCUGGGUUUUCGGAUUACGAUAAAUAUACUGAGCGCACAAAGUAUUACAUUCUUGCGACUGAUCUAUCAAAGGCAUUUCUGUACCUGUGAUAUAUUAUAAAAUGUCAGACAACACCGUGGGCACAGAGAAGAGCAGAUGGGCCACAC
Molecule: messenger RNA, 7282 nt
Organism: Xiphias gladius (swordfish)
Lineage: Eukaryota; Metazoa; Chordata; Actinopteri; Istiophoriformes; Xiphiidae
Product: protein mono-ADP-ribosyltransferase PARP14-like
Exons: 23
Coding region: 339-5960 (1873 amino acids)
Biological process (GO): negative regulation of gene expression
Cellular component (GO): cytoplasm; nucleus
Molecular function (GO): transcription corepressor activity; NAD+ poly-ADP-ribosyltransferase activity; nucleic acid binding
Source: RefSeq, a predicted model, not a curated record